Messenger RNA from Homo sapiens (human), 8878 nucleotides. It is a transcript of the gene C14orf93, whose product is annotated as chromosome 14 open reading frame 93. The transcript is spliced from 9 exons. NCBI's taxonomy places the organism in Eukaryota, Metazoa, Chordata, Mammalia, Primates, Hominidae. The record is from RefSeq and is a predicted model, not a curated record. The coding region runs from base 6481 to 7557 and encodes 358 amino acids. Gene Ontology annotation, cellular component: extracellular region.
CUUUUUGCACACACACGAAUACAAAGAGCCAUACGACCUUCGGGUAUCCUUUUUCCAUUUUUUUUCCUCCUUAAUCUUGUGUGUGUUUUCAAAUUUUUUAAAAAUAGAGAUCUGUAGCAGUGUUGGGGUGAGGAAACUGUUGCUAAGGGGAAUUUGCUCUUUCCCCCAUUUCUUUUUCUGUCUCUCUUCCUCUUUCUUUUUCCUGGUCAAGGUUUUAAAUAUACCAAGAAGUUGAGAAGCAGGAUGGCCGUGUACAACCGUUUCCGGCCAAAUUUAUAGUUUUUUUUUCUUUUUUUUAAAUCACAUUUUAAGAACUGGUAGAUUUUUGUGGUUGAGGGACUUUAAAAAUUUAGCCGCUUGGGAAGUACAGAAUUUUUUAAGCGGGCUGAAGGGAUAAUGUAAAUUUCUGCCACAGGCAACAUCGAAGGAAGCAGAGAGAUUUGAGGCUCCCUCAUAAAGCCGUUUGCGUGCUUUUUACACACCCACCCCCCCAGAACCAAAACCAAGUGGCUGGGAUGUGGCACUUGUCCAAGGCCAAUAAGUUAAUAUUGGGAUAUUAUAAUGGAGACAUUCAUUUCCCUAGGGAAGGGGGAAAGACCUUAAUUACAGUGUGUCUUUCACACACAUUUUCAUUAGAACAUUUGUGUGUGUGUGUGUGUGUUUCUUGAAACAAAUUUGUAAAGUUAUAACUUGGGGUUAUUUGUGUAUAUGUACAAUAUGUGUGUAUAUGUGCCAUAUCAGAUUUUAUUUUCAAAAGUGAUAAAUAUAUCUGGUUUUAUGUGUGCAAAGUAUCCCCUAGGAUGUGAAUUUUUUUCCGUUGUCUUCCCAAAUGUGAUCAAAAUAUUUUGUGUGCAAAGCAGAGCUUAGAAGAAAUCCUAUGCUUAGCAUACUUAGGCACUUUCUAUGUGCAUUUACUAUAUUUUUCUGCUCCUAAAGGAUCAGAAUAAUGAAUAAUUAAAUAAUUGCCAAGGAGUAUAUAGUCCAUGUGGCAAAUGAGAGUAGGCAAUUUAUUGAAUCUGUGGUUCAAAGCCUUCAGUGACUGUUUUGCCUAAGUGGUUUUGCUUUUUAUUGUCUCACGUUCUUAAGUGUACAGCUGUGUAUAUUUUGGCCUUUAUGUGUGGUUUGGUUGGUGUGUUCAGAAGGGAAGUUCUUUCUUGGCUUUUUGACAAAAUGGUCGUUUAUUGGUUGGAAUAUUCGAAAAGCUCCACAGCUGGCAAAGUAUCAGGAAAAAAAUCCAGUCAAGUGUAAUUCUCAAAAACUGUUCAUGGUGAUGGUGAUGGGGAGCCAAGAGGAUGCAAAGGCAAAUAAUAGAAGGGAUAAGAAAUGCCUUUUGGUUAUCAUGUUGCAUUUUUAGAAUGGAAAGCUUCUCAUUUCUAAGAGUCACAGAAAAAAGUAUAUGAAUUAGAGAAAAACAGGCUCGCAGAGCAGAACCUCCUGUUAUAGGAGCCCUAUUUUCACUUCAUUCUGUUACAGAAUCACUAUCUCCUCAUUAGAAGUUGUAUGGAAAAUAUCUGUAUCCAAAUUUGUAUUCGCAGAUUGGAGUGAAAGCAUAGGAGGUAUAUGAGGUGCUGAGGGAGAAACUGGAAUGUCACAAAUGCAGUGACAACCAGGAGACAAAAAAAAAAAUCUACUGUAGAAUUUAAAUUUCAUUACAACAAAACUUCUGUAUAAUAAUGCAUUUCUAUUACACAGCUAGCAUCCUACUCUAUUUCAAGCAGUAUUUGACUCCUAAAUACUGACUGCAAUAAAGUUACUUGUACAAAUUUAUAACAAAAGUGGCCCUGUUUGGGCUUUCUGGGUUUCUUACUUGUGCUGAGUGUAUUUUUAUUCUCUAACAAUUCAAGUCAGACCAGUGCUUAAUAAAUACUGGCUCGACUGUGGAUUAUUCCACAAUUUCAGACCUGCAUUUCUUUGAAAUCUAGUCACAUUUUAGUGAUCUUUGUGAUCACAACAGUGAUGGGAGUUUUUUUUUUUUUUUUUUUUUUUUUUGAAACGGAGUUUCGCUCUUGUUGCCCAGGCUGCAGUGGCAAUGGUGCGAUCUUGGCUCACUGCAACCUUCGCCUCCUGGGUUCAAGCGAUUCUCCUGUCUCGGCCUCCCGAGUAGCUGGGAUUACAGGCAUGUGCCACCAUGCCGGGCUGAUUUUUGUAUUUUUAGUAGAGACGGGGUUUCACCAUGUUGGUCAGGCUGGUCUCCAACUCCUGACUUUAGGUGAUCCGCCCGCCUCUGCCUCUCAAAGUGCUGGGAUUACAGGCGUGAGCCACCGCGCCCGGCCAGUUACGGGAAUUUUUAAUGGAGUUUUACCCUUUUUAGCUCUUUUCCACAUCACUACAGGUCAUCACAUAUACUUUUUACCUUACUUUUUAGCGUCUCAAAAAAUAGGGAGAGCUCUCCCUGAACAGUGCAGAGCCCGUAUCCCUGAUUUCCUAGGCUAUUUGAUUUCUACAUCCAGGAACGUAGGGUCAUAUCCACUGUUCUUGCUUUUUCUUCCUAAGAAAGGAGAGAAUUCCUCGCACAUAUAUAUCGUUGGCUUGGCCUUCCAAAGCAAAGCAAAACUAAACUCUGUUGAUUUUGCCUGGGAAUCCUCGGGGCCCCUAGUAUUGGAAACUUCUUUGAACUGUGAGGAGCUGCUAAUUUGCAGGUGACAUGUGAAAGAAAUGUAACCGAGGCCAGCAGUAACUAAAAGUCGGCCACCACCCAACGUGUGACGCCGAUUUGUGGCCACUGUGCUUAUAAUCGUGUACACACAGGUUUGUGAGCAGCAGAGAACAAAAGCAAGUAAACAAAAACAAGCUAAAGAUGGCGUCUGACGGCCUUGAAAAAGCCUCACAGUCUUGUCCCUCCCUGAGGAGGCCCCUCCCCUACCUGACUUUUUGAGUGACUGUUGUUUGCAGCCAAUAGUGUCCGUGACCCUGCUCCCCAGCCAUCGUCUAACCGCCAAUCACCGGGAGCCAGAAGGCAAACGGGGCGGUGUCUCCCCGCGUGCGCGCGGUAGCCGGGUACACGGGCAGGCGCCGCGGAUAGUUCUGUCUCCCGCGCGCCCGCCUCCGCCUCUGCCUAGCUGAGUCAGCCCGUGCGGUAGCGCCAGGCACACGCGGUAGAACAUCUGUAGGGCUGCAAAGCUGCACCUCCGCGUCAGUUCUCACGGCGAGCGCCGCCUUCAGCCCAAGUUCUCAAAGCUCUCGGGGCUACGUAGUCUACCCUCCCCGGUGACCCGGCGAGAUCCCUAGCCGCUCCUCCGGCCGCUCUGCUCUCCGCAUCCCUCGCGGGAAUGACCCCCUUUACCCGGGACUCCCAGAGCGCACUGUAUGGUAGGGCACAGUGGCGAGUCACCCUGUCCCCUGAGGCCUCUUGAGCAGUCGCCGAUCUCUGCUUCCCGCGUCGCUGCGAUCGCCUUUCCCGUAGCUGAAUCACACUGACCCAUCGGAAACGGUUCUGCCCUCCCUGGGGUCCACCUUGUCAUCCUUGACUAAUAUUUAAUCAACUAACAUUUACCAAGUUCUCGCUGGCACGAGUUCUAGGAGCUACUUUUUCAUUUUUCAGUUUCUCCAUAAAUGCAGUGGGUCCUUUAGGCAAACCUGAAAUCGGAAAUAUUAAUCUUACCAAUGUAAUCUUAGCAAAUGUAAAUAAAAAGGACUGUGCUAUACUGGGCUAAAAAUUCUCAUCCUGCUAUAGAAAUAUACGUGGAAUUUUCAGAUUACGUGGAAUCCUUUAAAGACCGCAUUCGGCCUUCUGGGUCUACAGCUCUCUUUUUUACCCCUAAAAAUAAGGUCUUGGAUUUUUUGCAGACCAUUAGUCGAGUCACUCUUUUAAAAUGUGGGAAAAUAGUAUUUUGUGGUAUUUACUUAGCUGCUCUUGUGUGAUAAGGAGCUCAUUUCUGAUAAAAAUAGGUUUUGAGAGAACCUUUUGACAGGUGAGCCAUUUUGCACCUUGAAGUGGAGGAGUAGGACUGACCAACACAGCAGGAGCUUUAAGUGGCCGUUUUCCUUAUUUAUUUCUUAAAAUGAAGAUUAUGAUAUGAAUUGCCAUGCUUUCAGUAAUCACAUUUAAGGAAGUCUAUUGCUAGCAUGACCCUGAAUGAGUCAAGCACCCAUUAUAAAAACAUAUAUCAUCUGAGUGAUACCAUAUCAUACACAUCUAUUAAAUAGUGAGAAAACUUUUAUUUUUCAUAGUUUGGAGGUGAACUCAGUCAUGCAGAAAAUUCAAACUCAGAAUGGGGAGAAAGCAAGCAAGGGAACUGCCAAGAGUAUGAUAUAUUUAGUCCUAACAAAAAUGUGACUUGGGAGGAAAGGGAUAGUUAAAAUUAUGGACAGUCUUACCCUGAACUGUCUGUCUAAAGGAGAUGAAUUGUCUUUCUUUUUUAUCUAAAUAUUUAUGAAAAAUACCAAAAGUACUGGAAAGUACAUUUUUAAGGCUCGUUUCACAUUUAUUUAAAUUAGACCAAUACUGAAAUGAACCCCAAAUGCUUAUAUUUUUUGCAAACCUAAGUGUGACAUCUACUGUCAUGUUGUGUUGGCAACGCAUCCCAAGAUUGAAGAUCUUUUUCUCUUUUUUAGACCUAGUCAGUUGUUUUCAGGACUUUCUACUUAAACAUGUUGCCAUCAUUUGAAAUUUAAAAUGUUAAAUAAAUACACUUCUUCUCUAAUAUACUGGUGUCUCCUCUUUUUAUUUAUUUAUUUUUUAGAGACUGGGUCUUGCUAUGCUGCCGAGGUUGGUCUCAAACUCCUGGGCUCAAGCGAUCCUCCUCCUCCCAAAGUGCUGGGAUUACAGGCAUGAGCCACCAUGCCCAGCCAUGGUAUUUCCUCUCAACUGCCUCAUUUCUGUCAUUCUGGUGGUGGUGGUGGUACCAUCCUGUUACUCUUAGGCUUAUAACCUUGCAGUUGUCUUUAACCAAUUAUCUCUAUACCCCAUCUCUAUAACUCUGUCAAUUCUCCUUAUCUUACUAUAUAAGCGCCUUUGCUCUGACCUCUGACAUGUACCCUGUUAAGUCCUGUAAUUUUUUUUUUUUCCUCUAGAAUGUCUUACUACCCUAUCAGUUAAUCCUAUACAUUGCUCAAGGCUCAACUGGAAGCUUUUCUUCUUUUCAGGUUUAGCUGUGCCUCCCAGUGACUAUAAUGACAAGGAAGCUGUAAAUGUAUUUGAGUUAAGCUUUUGCGAGAAGCAAAGUGACAGCAUAGCUGUUCAAACAUUCCUGUUGAAUUUUGGAUCCACCCUUAAGGAGCUUGAGAAAUGAAGAUAAGGGGCCCCACGGGUGAUUUCUCUGGGCUCCUGGCUGGAAGAUUCAGGACAGCUAGUUUCCAUUACAGAGGCUCAUGGCCCAGGUACACGACUAUGUGGGAAAGGGGGCUGUGCAGCCCUGGGUUACCCCAGCUCAAUUCCCUGAUCUUUUCAUUUCAUUUCCCUGCCCUCAUCCCCAAAGCAUUAAUGAUAUAAUAUAACAGUGAGAAGUUGGUGACAUGCUGAGGGCUGCAGUGAUGGAUGUAUUCCUUAUUUAGGAGUGUUACUCUGAAUGCAUUUGUAUGAAAAUUACAGAGAGGGUAGAAUCAUGAUUGUCAUGAUUGUUAAUGUCAACAAAAAGUGGUAUCAGUUAAAAAAAAAUACAACACUACAUUGAAAGUAGCAAUAACUGGAUUCUGCUGUUAUUCCUCUGACCUUGAAAAAGACAUAUAACUUCUCCACAUGUCUCUUCUCUGGACCUGGAGUAAUAUGUUUCCUAGUGCUGUUGAGUAGAUGAGGUAACUUAUGUGAAGUGUUCUGAACACCUUAAGGAACAAUGUCAAAGCAAUGAAAUGCAGUACCAUUAUUACAGUAAAGAUGGUGAGGAGGAGGAGGAGACAGAUCUACAUUUUCUUCCUUAAUCUUCUAAUCUUUCCAGAUGCCGGAAGGUCCUUCUGAAUCCCUUCCCUGUUCCUUAGGUUGCACUAGUCGGGGGUUCCAUGCUGGGGGGCAGAAGGAAUGCUCUCUACCGUCUGAAACCGUUCAUCAGGAAGGCCUUGAUUUGUGAUGUGCUAGGAGAGCACAGGAUCUGCAAAUAGAAGGCACCUGUCUCCCUUCUGCAGGCCGAGGAGAGGCCGCCAUGGACUGUGUGCUUCUUCAUGGCUUGUUUACUCUUCUUUCACAGACCCUACAGCUUGGGGCCUGGGCUCCUCUGACCAUCCUCAUUGAGAAAGGAAAGUGAGUCCAGAGAAGUUGAUGCUUCCUACCUGUUGGAGCGGCCCAGCAGUGAGGAAGUGGGUGACCUGAGGCAAGGGAAAGUGUCCAUCCCUGAUGAAGAUGGGGAAAGCCGGGCACAUAGUUCCCCACCUGAGGAGCCUGGGCCUCUCAAGGAAAGUCCCGGGGAAGCCUUUAAGGCUCUGUCUGCCGUGGAAGAGGAGUGUGACAGCGUGGGCAGCGGCGUGCAGGUGGUGAUUGAGGAGCUGCGGCAGCUGGGAGCAGCCUCAGUGGGGCCUGGGCCUUUGGGCUUCCCAGCAACUCAGAGGGACAUGCGGCUCCCAGGGUGCACGCUGGCUGCCAGCGAGGCGGCCCCCCUGCUCAAUCCUCUGGUGGAUGAUUACGUGGCCUCUGAGGGUGCAGUACAGCGAGUUCUGGUCCCUGCUUAUGCCAAGCAACUCUCACCAGCCACACAACUGGCAAUCCAGCGGGCAACCCCAGAGACAGGACCAGAAAAUGGAACCAAGCUGCCACCACCCCGCCCUGAGGACAUGCUCAAUGCCGCUGCUGCGCUGGACAGUGCCUUGGAAGAGUCAGGCCCUGGGAGCACUGGGGAGCUGAGACACUCUCUAGGGCUGACCGUUUCCCCAUGCAGGACCAGAGGAAGUGGGCAGAAGAACUCCAGGCGCAAGCGGGAUCUUGUACUCUCUAAACUGGUCCACAAUGUGCAUAACCACAUCACCAAUGACAAGAGAUUCAAUGGGUCUGAAAGCAUCAAGUCCUCUUGGAAUAUUUCAGUAGUGAAGUUUCUUCUGGAAAAGCUCAAGCAAGAGCUGGUGACCAGUCCCCACAAUUACACUGAUAAGGAGCUAAAAGGAGCCUGUGUGGCCUACUUCCUUACUAAGAGGCGUGAGUACCGCAACUCCCUGAACCCCUUUAAAGGCCUGAAGGAAAAAGAGGAGAAGAAACUUCGAAGUCGCCGAUAUCGGCUUUUUGCCAACCGAUCCAGUAUCAUGAGGCAUUUUGGACCUGAGGACCAACGUCUGUGGAAUGAUGUGACAGAGGAACUGAUGUCAGAUGAAGAGGACAGUCUUAACGAGCCAGGUGUGUGGGUGGCCCGCCCUCCCCGUUUCCGGGCCCAGCGCCUCACAGAGCUCUGCUACCACCUGGAUGCUAACUCUAAGCAUGGCACCAAAGCCAACCGUGUGUAUGGGCCUCCCUCAGACAGACUGCCUUCUGCUGAAGCCCAGCUCCUUCCACCAGAACUUUACAAUCCUAAUUUCCAAGAAGAGGAAGAUGAGGGAGGGGAUGAGAAUGCACCUGGCUCCCCAUCUUUUGACCAACCCCACAAAACCUGCUGUCCUGACUUGAACUCAUUCAUUGAAAUCAAGGUGGAAAAGGAUGAAUAAAAUCUACAGCCAAGAAUAACUCUGGCUUCCGCCAUGCCCCAUGUCUCAGAAAUAGGUGGCCAUGGGGCUUCACAAAAUAAUGAGAUGCUCUGUGCAGUCUGAGAAAGCAAAUUUGCCUCUUUUCUUAACACAGUCUCUACUGGGGAAGCAGAACACUGGUGGGAUAAAAACUUAUCUAGAAGGGGAGAAACUCCCUCCACUGUGAACAGUAAGCCAGAAUAUGCUUAUUCCUCAGCAUAAACAGUAUCUCGGAGAAGCCUGGGAUGAGAAAAUGAGGAGGAUGGGUCCAAGAAACAUGAGGCCUUCUUGACAUAUGCCCUGUCUCUGAGUUGUUUCUGCCCCUGCCCAGUUCCACCCAAAGCUCUGAGGAAGCAGCCCAGGUUGUACCUUUUGCUUCCCUGUGACUACUUGUCUUGCUCUGCAGUGGAAACCGAACAUGACCAGUGCAGGUUAAUACCGCCACCUGGUGGGCAGUUUCAGUCAUGAGCUUGAGUCUUCUGACCAAGGGAACACAAGUUCUAUCACUAUUGGGGAAUUGGGUUCCUGAUAUAAUAGCUAUUGUUUAUUGAAUUACAUGAGGAAAAUUUUACUAUUCCUAUCUUACAGAUGAGGAAAUUAAGGCUUAAAGAGUUCCCGUGUCUCACCGGCAGCCUCUCUCUCACUAUGUGACCAAGCAAAAUACACAGCUUUGUAGCUGUUUCUUGGUCCUGUCAGCCAAGCUGUAUUUUGAGGAAGGGGUGUGCAUUUUGGAUGGAUUGAAAAGCAAAAAUGGCUUUACAUUUAUUCAGUCUUAUAACAAACAUUGAUCGCUUUACUAGGUGUCAGGUACUGUGCUAUGGAUACAUUGUUGAUAAGGUUGGAUGCUGUUCAGAGAUUUUUUUAGUUUAGUCAGGAAGCCAGGCAGUGGAGUAGGCAAUGAAAUGAACUGUGAUAAGGGUGACCAUGGUGGAGUGUAGUGCACUAUGGCAAUAUACAGCAGGGGUAGCUAACCUACUCUUGCAGUCUGGAAAGGCUUCUUCUGAGAGGGUGUAAUGUCUAAACUGGGGAAGAGUUAACCAGAAGGAAAGGGGAGGCUAAGAGAGUGUUCCAAACAGGGAACUGCAGGUACAAAAGUCCAGGGGCAAGAGAGAGUACAGACAAGGUCCAGUUCUACUGCAGACUUUUGGGGAAGGGAUAAUGCUAGAGGAGAGGCUGGAGAGUGAGACAGACCUCAUAAUACAGAGUACAGACUUCAACCCAAGGGCAGUGAGAAAUCAUUGAAAGUUUGUUUUAGCAGGGAAAUAAAACGACAGGUUUUGCCUACAGGCAGUCCCCAACUCAA